Molecule: messenger RNA, 1532 nt
Organism: Octopus sinensis (East Asian common octopus)
Lineage: Eukaryota; Metazoa; Mollusca; Cephalopoda; Octopoda; Octopodidae
Product: cytoplasmic tRNA 2-thiolation protein 2-A
Exons: 15
Coding region: 54-1394 (446 amino acids)
Biological process (GO): tRNA wobble position uridine thiolation
Cellular component (GO): cytosol
Molecular function (GO): sulfurtransferase activity; tRNA binding
Source: RefSeq, a predicted model, not a curated record
UAGUAAGUAUUGCAUCAGCUGAAGUUGUCAACAGGAGUUUUAAUUGUGUUAAAAUGUGCAGUCGUCAAGGAGAGGAUGAGAAUUUAGACGAACCAAUUCGAAAACUGAAACUACAAAACGAUGGUUCUGUCAGACUUUGUGUAAAAUGUCAAGAAAAUGAAGCUAAAUUUGUUAUUCGCCAAAAUGACCCAUUUUGCAGAGAUUGUUUCCUUACCCAUGUGACACACAAGUUCCGGUCAAACAUUGGUAAAUCUAAACUCAUCAGAGACAGAGAUUGUAUCCUCCUUGCAUAUUCUGGUGGACCUUCAUCAUCAGCGUUGCUCCACCUUGUAAAAGAUGGAUUGGAAUUGAGCAAAUUCAAGAAACUUCGAUUUAUUCCAGAAAUCGUUUAUAUUGAUGAGGGAGCAGCUCUUGGUCAGAGCUGGGCACAACGACAAGAGAUUCUGAUUCAAAUUAAAGAAUUCUGCGAACGGAUGGGAAUGCCAUAUUACAUAACAUCUUUAGAACAGGUUUUCUGUCCACCAGAAAAUUCUAAGAUUAAGCUGAAGCUUUAUAAAAAUGGUCAGGGAGAACUCUUACAAGACACUGAAUUAGAAGAGAAAUUAGUAAAUCUUAUAAGGAACACUAAAAGUUCUACUUUUAAGGAACAACUUAUUAGACAUUUACGUAAUGAUUUGUUAGACAGAAUUGCUAGGCUGACUGGAAACAAAAUGAUAAUGGUAGGAACUGGUGAAAACCGUCUUGCUAUUCUGAUGUUAGCUGACAUAGCUCAAGGAAGAGGUGCUCAUAUUUCCCUCAAUGUGGGGUUUUCUGAUGACAGAAAUGAUGACAUUCUGACAGUCCGGCCAUUGAAAAACUUGACCAGUAAAGAGGUGGCCAUGUAUAACAACACCAAUAACAUUACACCUGUUGUAUGCUAUUCCUUGACCACUAUGGGUUCUUGUAAUGCAAGUAUUGAACGGCUGACAGAAAAGUUUGUCACCGAACUCCAUGUUGAAUAUCCAUCAACAGUCUGCAACAUUACUCGGACAAGUGAAAAAUUAGAUGUACAACGAAAUAAUGAAGUACGGUCCAAGUGUACUCUUUGUAAGGGUUGGUUAGAUACUGCUGUCCUUGAAGCAUCUGCUCUCAACGCCCUCCAUUUAUCAUAUAAUCUUUCCAAUGGCAUUCAAGAACAGCAAGUAAAUGGUGAAGGUAACUGCAACAGCAAUGAUGUUGAUAUCUCUGAUCACCUAUGUUUUGGUUGUCGAGCCAUGGCACGAGAAAUGAAUGAACCAGAUCUUUUACCAAUUCAAAUGACUCAACCAAAUAUAAGUUUACUACAGAAAGAUUAUAUCAAAGACUUUCUUCUUGAGCCUUCAAAUGAAAAUAUACUUAACACUGGUGACAGUUGAUGAAAAUUAAACUUUUAUGAUAUUUAAAAAUCUUGAUUAGCAGAGUGAACUAAAUGUGGAGACUAAGAAACACUACUUCAAGCAAUGGGCCCAAAGAAGUGGUUCUUCUAUUUUACAAUUAAAAUAAAUAUUCUAUCA